Molecule: messenger RNA, 7459 nt
Organism: Loxodonta africana (African savanna elephant)
Lineage: Eukaryota; Metazoa; Chordata; Mammalia; Proboscidea; Elephantidae
Gene: ATP8B1
Product: ATPase phospholipid transporting 8B1
Exons: 24
Coding region: 2817-5852 (1011 amino acids)
Biological process (GO): phospholipid translocation; Golgi organization
Cellular component (GO): plasma membrane; trans-Golgi network
Molecular function (GO): magnesium ion binding; ATP hydrolysis activity; ATPase-coupled intramembrane lipid carrier activity
Source: RefSeq, a predicted model, not a curated record
CCUCGUGCCUUUUCUCUUGGUGCUGGGCGUCACUGCAAUCAAAGACCUGGUGGACGAUGUGACUCGUCAUAAAAUGGAUAAUGAAGUAAACAAUAGGACAUGUGAAGUCAUCAAGGAUGGCAGGUACUGUGCCGCCUUCUUUUUGCUAUUUUGUUAUUGUGGUUAGUUGCCAUUGAGUUAACUCCAGCUCAUGGUGACCCCAUGUACAACAGAACAAAACAUUGCUUGGUCCUGCAGCAUCUUCACAAUCACGCACUGGUAUGGUUGAGUCCGCUGUUGCAGCCACUGUGUAUUUGAAUGACUUCCAACCCAGGGGCUCAUCUUCUAGCACUACAUCGGACCGUCUUCUGUUGUGAUUUAUAGGGUUUUCAUUGGCUCAUUUAUAGUAAUAGAUCAUCAGGCCUUUCUUCCUAGUCUGUCUUAGUCUGGAAACUCCACUGAAGCCUGUCCAUUAUGGGUGACCGUGCUGGUAUUUGAAAUAUUGGUGGCAUAGCUUCCCCUAUCAUAGUAGCACACAAGCCACCACAGUACAACAAACUGACCGAUGAGUGGUGGGUCAUUUAGUCACAAGAACGUAAUGUAUGAGUAUGCCUAGAAACAUAUUUAGAGAUAAUGAUUUGAAUUUAGAAGUCUAUCAAUACCUGAACAUUCUAAUUGUAAAGACCUCUUUUAACUUACAAAGGCAUUGUAUCCCCUUUGUAGCCUGGUGGAUUGUGGGUGGUCACUCUGAGUUAUCAGUACAUGCUGUAUUUGCAAAACUCCUUCAUCCUCCGUCAUCCCUUCUCUUCAUCCUCCUUCAUCCCGUUUCUUCUGUUCCUAAAGCUACCCAUUCAGGCCUGUGCUCAGAUGUCUUGAUAUCUUACCCGAUUCUCCAGCCAAAGUGGUUUCUCCCUUCUCUACACUUUUAGAGCAUUGUCUUUCGUCUUAUAAUCUGAAUUUUAUUAGAAUUAUUUAUGUAGGUGUCUCAUUUUCUCUCCUGGACUCUUGAGUUUCUCCAGGAUACUGUCUGACGGUGUUUAUUUUUGUGUCCGCUAGAGCCUCCAGCACACAGAAAGUGCUCAAUAAACGUUUGUUAAUUUAAUGUAAUCAACUGUGACCAAAGUACCAAUUCAGUGCUCAGUAAUGACUUGUUUUUUUGAGCAAGAGCCUCAAGGCAGAACUGCAGUUUCAAGCGUUAAAAAUAGUGACUAAGGAACAAUUCAAAGACUUUUUGAGUGACAACACUGAGGAAAAUAACCUGAUUUAAGCCACACAUUUAAAAAAAAAAAAAAAAAGCAACACAUUAGCUGUGUCUUUUUUGAAUAUAGACUGCAGCAAUCCAUAAAUAUUUUAGGACAGCUUUUUCUCCUCACACAGACACACACACACACAAAAUGGACUGCGUUUCAAAUGUUACCUUUCAGCUCACUUAGAAUCAAUAUUAUGAACGGUGGUGAGAUUCCUAGCUAGCCCACAGAAUGCUGUUAGCCCACAAUAUGGAUAAACUGCAUGGUAAAUAGUAGCCCUGAGUUUCCUCGAAUCUGGGGAUGGUGGGCACAUAUCUGGCAGGGCUGUGGAGCCAAGCCUGUGUGAGGACUUGAGCAUCAGUGGGACAGGGCAGCAAGGGCCUCAUCAGGGAAAACUGUUAUAUCCAGUGCAAGAGUCCCAUGGGAAUUGCUUCUAAUAUUACAAAAGAACUAUAAUAAGAAGAGUCUAAUUUGUUCAUUUGUGAUUUGAGCCUCACUUGCAAAUUUAUAAUUUCACAUAUUGGAAUAUAAAAUACUAUAAUUCCAUUUAUUGAAAGGUAAGUUAGCUUUACUAAAUUCGAGUAAAAUUGAGGAAAUUAGGGUACAAACAUAUAUUUUAAAUGUACUUUAAAUCUCCAGAUCUCUCUCCCCCCCCCCACCCCCCAUAAAUUAAUGGGAAGAAAGACAUAGCAAUUGGAUUUCUACCUCCCACAAAAAUGAAGGUCGUUAGUUGUGGCAGGUUCAUAGUGUCUAUUAGGUAUAUCUUUUCUGUACAUGAACGCCUUUAAAGCAGAGUACUAUAUUUUAAAACUUAAAAAUCCUGGUUUGUUAGAAAUUUAAAUAAAUGUUUUUCUAUGGAAUUUAGUACCGAAGACAGUAAUUCAUUCUACAUUAUAUCAAUAUUCUUAUUAGGUUUAUUAUGAAAACGACACAUACAACAGAGAAUAUAUAAAGUAGAAAAGUUUCCAUUUUUUACAUCUGUAUUUCCAGAUUCACUCUCCAGAAGUAACCACUCUUAACAGAUUCAUCUAUAGCCUUCCAGACUUUUUCCUAUAUGCGUAUGUGGCUUUUUUUUAUAUACACAAAAAAUGAAAUCAUAAUAUACUGUUCUGCACUUGCUUGUUUGACCUAAAACGAUACCAUAGAUUUCUCUUUUGUCUACCUGAAGAAGAAGAACUUUGUCUUGGAUUUUGAGCCAAGUGUCUUUCUCAUCUUUCCUAUCCUAUAAACUACCAAAUAAAGAAGAUUGAAAUAAUAGUUAUCAGGAAGCUUGUUUAAAAGCGAAGGAAUUCUACCCUUCAGACACUCUUCUUGUCUGGAAAAACACAACUGCUCUGUUAUUGGAAAAACAUCCUUCCUUGACUGAUUCGUCCACAAGAACAUCGGCAGGCUCCACUGCGUAAAUGGUGAACAGGCUUUGCAAGGUUCAAAGUUGCCAAGUGGAAAGACAUUCAAGUUGGAGAUGUCAUUCGUCUGAAAAAAAAUGAUUUUAUUCCAGCUGAUAUUCUCCUGCUGUCCAGCUCUGAACCUAACAGCCUCUGCUAUGUGGAAACAGCCGAACUAGAUGGGGAAACCAACUUAAAGUUCAAAAUGGCGCUUGAAAUAACAGACCAGUAUCUCCAAAGAGAAAAUGCAUUGGCAACAUUUGAUGGUUUUAUUGAAUGUGAAGAACCCAAUAACCGACUAGAUAAGUUUACAGGUACACUCUUUUGGAGAAGCUCAAGUUUUCCUUUGGAUGCUAAUAAAAUUUUGUUGCGUGGCUGUGUCAUUAGGAACACAGAUGUCUGCCAUGGAUUGGUCAUUUUUGCAGGUGCUGACACUAAAAUAAUGAAGAAUAGUGGGAAAACCAGAUUUAAAAGAACUAAAAUCGAUUACUUGCUGAACUACAUGGUCUACACGAUCAUUGUUGUUCUUAUCUUGCUUGCUGCUGGUCUGGCCAUUGGCCAUGCUUACUGGGAAGCACAAGUUGGCAAUUACUCUUGGUACCUCUAUGAUGGAGAAGAUGCUACCCCCUCCUACCGUGGAUUCCUAAGUUUCUGGGGCUACAUCAUUAUUCUUAACACCUUGGUGCCCAUCUCUCUAUAUGUCAGUGUGGAAGUGAUUCGUCUUGGGCAAAGCCACUUCAUCAACUGGGACCUGCAGAUGUACUAUGCUGAGAAGGACACGCCUGCAAAGGCCCGAACCACCACUCUGAACGAGCAGCUGGGGCAGAUCCAUUACGUUUUCUCUGAUAAGACAGGAACACUGACUCAAAAUAUCAUGACCUUUAAAAAGUGCUGCAUCAAUGGGCAAAUAUAUGGAGACCAUCGGGAUGCUUCUCAACACAAUCAUAGCAGAAUAGAGCCAGUUGAUUUUAGCUGGAAUAUAUUUGCUGAUGGGAAGUUUGCAUUUUAUGACCAUUAUCUUAUUGAGCAAAUCCAGUCAGGAAAAGAGUCUGAAGUACGACAGUUCUUUUUCUUGCUUGCAAUUUGCCAUACGGUCAUGGUGGAAAGAAUCGAUGAUCAGCUCAACUAUCAGGCAGCCUCCCCCGAUGAAGGUGCUCUGGUAAGUGCUGCCAGGAACUUUGGCUUCACCUUCCUAGCAAGGACCCAGAACACCAUCACCGUCAGUGAGCUGGGGACUGAAAGGACCUACAACGUUCUUGCCAUCUUAGACUUCAACAGUGACCGGAAGCGGAUGUCUAUAAUUGUAAGAACCCCAGAAGGCAAUAUCAGGCUUUAUUGUAAAGGUGCUGACACUGUAAUUUAUGAAAGGUUACAUCAGAUGAAUCCUACAAAGCAAGAGACGCAGGACGCUCUGGAUAUCUUUGCAAAUGAGACUCUGAGGACCCUGUGCCUUUGCUACAAAGAGAUUGAAGAAAAGGAAUUUGCAGAAUGGAAUAAAAAGUUCAUGGCUGCCAGUGUGGCCUCAACCAACCGGGAUGAAGCUCUAGAUAAAGUAUAUGAGGAAAUUGAAAAAGACUUAAUUCUAUUGGGGGCUACAGCUAUUGAAGACAAGCUUCAGGAUGGAGUUCCAGAAACCAUUUCAAAACUGGCAAAAGCAGACAUUAAGAUCUGGGUGCUUACUGGAGACAAAAAGGAAACUGCUGAAAAUAUAGGAUUUGCUUGUGAACUUCUGACUGAAGACACCACGAUCUGCUAUGGGGAAGAUAUAAAUUCCCUUCUUCACACAAGGAUGGAAAACCAGAGGAACAGAGGUGGAGUCUAUGCAAAAUUUGCAACCCCAGUGAACGAACCUUUUUUCCCUCCUGGUGGAAACCGUGCUUUAAUCAUCACUGGCUCUUGGUUGAAUGAAAUUCUUCUAGAGAAAAAGACAAAGAGAAGUAAGAUUCUGAAACUGAAGUUCCCCAGGACAGAAGAGGAAAGACAGAUACGGACCCAGAGUAAAAGAAGGCUUGAAGUUAAGAAAGAGCAGCAGCAGCAGAACUUUGUGGACCUGGCCUGUGAGUGCAGCGCUGUCAUCUGCUGCCGUGUCACACCCAAGCAGAAGGCCAUGGUGGUGGACCUGGUGAAGAGGUACAAGAAAGCCAUCACUCUGGCCAUUGGAGACGGGGCCAACGACGUAAAUAUGAUCAAAACUGCCCACAUCGGUGUUGGAAUAAGUGGACAAGAAGGCAUGCAGGCUGUCAUGUCGAGCGACUUUUCCUUCGCUCAGUUCAGAUACCUGCAGAGGUUGUUGUUGGUGCAUGGCCGGUGGUCUUACAUCAGGAUGUGCAAGUUCCUACGAUACUUCUUUUAUAAAAACUUUGCCUUUACUUUGGCUCACUUGUGGUACUCCUUCUUCAACGGGUACUCCGCACAGACGGCGUAUGAGGACUGGUUCAUCACCCUCUACAAUGUGCUCUACACCAGCCUGCCCGUCCUCCUUAUGGGCCUGCUCGACCAGGAUGUGAGUGACAAACUGAGCCUCCGAUUCCCUGGGUUGUACGUUGUAGGACAAAGAGACUUACUCUUUAACUAUAAGAGGUUCUUCGUAAGCUUGUUGCACGGGGCCUUAACAUCAAUGAUCCUCUUCUUCAUCCCUUUUGGAGCUUACCUUCAAACCAUGGGACAGGACGGCGAGGCCCCUUCAGACUACCAGUCUUUUGCUGUCACAAUUGCCUCUGCUCUUGUCAUAGCCGUGAAUUUCCAGAUUGGCUUGGAUACUUCUUACUGGACUUUUGUGAAUGCUUUUUCGAUCUUUGGAAGCAUUGCACUUUAUUUUGGCAUCAUGUUUGACUUUCAUAGUGCUGGGAUACAUGUUAUCUUACCGUCUACAUUUCAAUUUACAGGCACCGCUGCAAAUGCCCUGAGACAGCCAUAUAUCUGGUUGACCAUCAUCUUGACUGUCGCGUUGUGCUUACUGCCUGUCAUUGCCUUCCGUUUCCUGUCAAUGACCAUUUGGCCAUCAGAAAGUGAUAAGAUUCAGAAGCACCGCAAGCGGUUAAAGGCCGAGGAGCAGUGGAAGCACCGGCAGAAAGUGUUCCGCAGGGGAGUGUCCUCGCGGCGCUCUGCCUAUGCCUUCUCGCACCAGCGGGGCUACGCGGACCUCAUCUCCUCAGGGCGCAGCAUCCGCAAGAAGCGGGCCCCACUGGACGCAAUAAUAGCCGAUGGGACUGCAGAAUACAGGCGAACUGUGGAGAGCUGAGGAAUUCACCUCAAAACUGCCUUUAGUGAAACAGUUAAACAAAGGAAAUGUGCGUUUUUUUAUGAAAGACUCUCAGGACUUUUUUUUUUUUUUUUUUUAAUGAAUUUGUCACAAGGAUACUGAAGACAAUAACCUUUAUAAAACCAACUACUUGGAUUGGACUAUUAAGCAAUAGCAAAGCCAAGGAUACCUUUUUUAAAGUCCUGUUAUUUAACUGUUUAUGUUCCUUCUGAUGCAAAGGGAACCUUUUAACCCGGUCUCAAUCCAGGACAACAGAAUUAGAAACCAUCACCUUCUUCCAUUCAAAUGGGAUUGCAUUAUGAAAAUAUAAUUUUCCUGUCCAUGACCUUCAGCAUGAAUUUACAGGAGGCUCCUUUCUUCCUAUAGACCUUCUUGUUAACUAAGGUUUUUAUUUAUAAUGGUAUUGAUGAAAGACUCAUAAAUGUUGGUCACCUACAACCUCAGUGAUCCAGUGAGUUCUGCAGUGCUGAUCAUGGGCUUCACAGUGUCCUGUUGUCAUAGUGGUUUAAUAAUUCAGUUCAAUCAAGAAAAAUUACUUCAAAUUCGUUAAGUGUAAGGUUUCAAUAUGUUUUUCCACUUACUACCAGGUUAGAAUGGCACAUUGGAAACUGUACUCUGACUGCCGGAUGUUAUUUUAGCAAUUUCCUGUAGUACCUGUACUAGCAAGUGAUUUUAUUCCCUACUCUCUUUCUAAAAAACACAUUUAAUAUUUAGAGGCCGUUAAAACAACUGUUUUAAAAAACUGAGGGUAUCAGUGAUGAAUUGCAGAGUAUUUUGCAAAGCUUUCUUUUGGGAAGCAAAUUUUUGUGCCUGCCUAUAUGUAAAGUAUUUUAUAAGGGUAUUGGACAGAGACCUCGUUCUUUUUCACUUGUCUUAUGUCUUGAGAGAAAAGGUCAUUGAUAACUACAUUUCUAAGGCCGAGUAACACUAGUGUAUCCUUUUAAAAUUGAAGAGAACCCUAGGUAACUAUGGAAACCAUCCUCAGAGAGGUAAAAGUUAUUUUUUUCCAGAAGCUUUUCUCAUUCUACAUUGUUCACACACUGGUUUCCAUAUACUAGUACAGGUGUAAAAGCGUUUUCAAUAGUUGUGUUCUUUACCAUUGGGCUGCAAAUGCUCGCAAUAUGUGUCCCUUUGAAGUCCUCUGAGGAAAUCACAAUGUGUAUAUAGUUCAUUUUUUAGGUAUGAAAAAGAAUGUAUACCUUUUUACUCUAUGGAAAUAAAUUUCUGAAUGUUUACAACUUUUCUGUAUCUUGUAAAUAAAAAGAAUUUUCAGCUUUUUUUUUUUUUUAAGGAAAAGAUAGCUUUUGUCAUUCUGUCAGUUUCAGAUUUCUUCCCUGCUCUGCUAAUUGUGGGAAAGGUUGAUAAUGCAAAUGUGUCAAAGCCUCAUACUCUUGGGUGCAAUAUUAACAAUUUUAAAAGGCAAAUUGCUUUGGAUAAAUUAUUUCUGUAUUCUGUAAAUCUGAGAUUUAAUGUAUAUUUUUUAAAAAUAAAUGCUUUACGAAAAUCUUGGGAAUGUAUGAUCUUUUAAAAAAUGUUUUAAGUUAGGUUAUUAUGUUUGUUGCUUUUUUUUUUUAGAAUGGGGUCCC